Molecule: messenger RNA, 181 nt
Organism: Racocetra persica
Lineage: Eukaryota; Fungi; Glomeromycota; Glomeromycetes; Diversisporales; Gigasporaceae
Source: the annotation of a GenBank genome assembly
AAUAAAUCUGGUAUUCUCCUACUACAAGAAGAGAAAAUACAAAUUGAUUAUAAUCUGGAUAAUUUUGAAAAAAUAUUAAAAAAUAAGGAAGAUGAUCUUGAAAACUUGUUAGCUCAACUUUCAGAAACUGAUCUUUUAAAUGCUCAUGAAUAUAUUCGUGUUGAAAAUAUAGAAAUUGAAA